ACGCUCACUCGCUUGCGCCCAAGGCAACCUGUCCUCUGGUUCCGCCGGCUGAGCAACAUUCUCGGGGGCCAUAGUAGAGAUAACCUCCUCUUCGUUCUCAUCGUCGGAAGAGUCGACAGAUUUUGGUGUACUGCAAAAGAGACAAGAAUGGCACAUCUUCCUGUAAAGUUAACAAAGCAAGACAUUUGUACAGAAACCGAAGAUCACGAGUAUCUUCCUAUGCGGGGCCUGGAGACCUUCUUAUACUAUAGUGUUAAAUGGGUGCUUGGAGAAAAGUAUUCGGAGAUGGUCACUGAGAAGGUAUCUGCCAUACAGUGCCCGAAUGAGACCGGGGGCAUAAACCUCGCUCUGAACGUUCUGAAGAAAGUACUGGGCCUCACUUCGGUGUUCGUGCCAUCCUCGCACCAAGGUGCUCUUGAAGUUGCCAAUGCGGUGUAUUAUGGUGACAUCAUAACUUACACUGAGAUAAAUGAAAUCAAAGCAUACUUUUUAAAAGCACAAUUAAAGCAGUCAGCGGUCCUUAUUCUGGACUGCAGGAAUGAAAAUGAGGCCUUCUGGAAGCAAGCUUGCAAAUUAGUAAAGGAUUACCGAGUCUUUCCCUUGCUGCUGAUGGCAUGGGUUCCAGUGAGAGACAAUGUUGCCCCUCCAUUGCAUGCCUUCCUGGAUGGAGGUCUCGAGGUCAUUGUGCUGCAGAGCUUUCAGCAUCUCCUGCGCCCCAACGAAGACGGAGCCGCUCUGCUUCUCGGCAUCACGGCAGACGCACAUGGCCGAACUAUGCUCCAGAGUCAGUUUGAGAGUAUCACUCGCUGCCUGUGGGGGCCCCCACCAAACCACGGCGCUCGCAUCGUGGCCAAACUGCUGCAGCACCUGGACAGCCACAACGGGCCGAGCGUGGGCCCCGUGGAGCUGUACCAAAGCAGCUCUGUAAACGGCAACAAGAUUCGGCGUGAAGAGGCACGGGCGAUUUCUACUUUAAAUAAAUGACUAAAUACGGGGGGGCUGGCGGGUGAUCCCCGUUCUUGGCCAGGGUUAGGGACUGGAAAGUUGCUACUUAUGUAGUGCUCGACUUGACGCGACAGCUUCUUGCUUUUCUCUCUCACUUUAUUUCGCUAAUACCGAUCAACAUUCCUCCAGCUAACACCAAUCAACAUUCCUUCCAUGCGCUCUCCACUCGCUCGCCGCGUUCCGCCGGCCUCGCUCGCUCCCCAUCUCUCCUCCGUCGACUAUCCUCUCCACUCUCUCCGUCUUUUUCGGCUCUCCCGUCACACUCAUCCGUAUCUUUAUCAGCUUCUCUGCCACACUCCAGCCGCUCUCUGCUGGCUUCGCCGUCACACUCCAGCUGCUUCUGCUGGCUUCUCCAUUGCUACCUUAUACUUCUCCACUGCUACCUUAUACUUCUCCACUGCUACCCUAUACUUCUCCACUGCUACCUUAUACUUCUCCACUGCUACCUUAUACUUCCCCAGUGCUACCCUAUACUUCUCCACUGCUACCGUAUACUUCUCCACUGCGUUUGGCUCCGCUGCUUCAGCUCCAACAUCCUUCUUUCCCUCCCAGGCGUGAACUCCUGUCCGCUUCAAAACCCCCUCUCUUUAUCCCCAAGUCAAUUAAUCUCCAAUCAAUCGAUGGCACCCCCCACGACGCCCGUCGCCCCCUAGCCCCCGCUGGCACCUGCCAUGUUUUCCCAGACAAUGCGGCGCCACUUAGCGACCACAACAACUUCCCGGCCAAUCAGCACCCUCCGUCCUUAAUUGCUCCCUGCCACCUGUUACCGUCCUCAGACAGCGUGGCAUCACAUCUCGACAAUAACAACUCCCAGCCAAUCAGUGCCCUGUGUCCUUAAUCGCCCCCUACCCGUCUCUGGCCUUUUCCUCAUGCCUAGCAACAAUAACAACCUCGACCUCGUUUGCUCCCACUGAACUCUGUGCGCGCGCAUUCCCACUCCAGCGUGUGGCGCGUAUCUCAGGCACUACACUUAUAACGAAACGAUGUAUAAACGGGGAAUUCCCCCCCCCCUCUUCGUAAGAAUGAGAAAAGGGGGGGGGGGAUAGGGACCGCAAGAGCAUAAACAUUGCCUAUGCGACGCAAAGCGGGGCAAUUUCUCCCAUAAGAGACAAUGGAAUAAGGUAAGGAUAGGCACCGUAACUUUGGGAAUGUUGCGUUUCAUACCUAGCAACCAAACUACCUGUAUUAUGCUGUACAGUACAAUGCACACAUUUUUAACAAAUUCUGAUUUCAAGGACCUUUAAACAGCAUUUAUACUUUCCAAACACUUAAUUGAAAACCAUUUUUGAGCAUUUCAAAGCAGCCCUCUACAUUUUAAAAGAAAAAUAUUUGUGACAUUUUAAAGCAACAACUAACAGAAAACCAGUUUUUAAAAAACGCACGGAAUCUUAAACAGCUUUUUAAAAUGUUACCUUAACCUAUCAUUUUUAUGAUCUCACCUUGAGUGGAUGAGUAGAGGCAGCAGACAGGAUGCUGGGGAUAGAUCCUAAAAUGGCAGCGCACGAGCGAACCACGAGCUGUACGUUUUCAAUACUAAAGCUGAACCCAAAACGUCGUGUAAGAUCAUAAGUACGGGGAAAUUAUACAUUGGAUUCCCGAAAAAUGCGAAACAACAGAUGUCACGGCGGCAUAUACCACGGAUCUCCUUGCACGUCAACUGCUUUCUGUACAAGAUAAAGGUUAACGGUACAGCCCUGCAAAUUAUUUCUUACGACGGUUGGACGCUGGUUCGUUAAGUGCGGGUGUUUGUAAGUCGAGGACUGCCUGUACUCUGAAUAAAGUAUGUGUACUACAUUGUACUCCACAACGGCAUGCGAAUUUUCAUUCCACAGAGAGAUGUAUUGAUGGAACAUUGAGCAACAUUAUACGUACAGUACUGUGUUAAUAUA
Molecule: messenger RNA, 2894 nt
Organism: Lethenteron reissneri (Far Eastern brook lamprey)
Lineage: Eukaryota; Metazoa; Chordata; Hyperoartia; Petromyzontiformes; Petromyzontidae
Product: aspartate aminotransferase, cytoplasmic-like
Biological process (GO): amino acid metabolic process
Cellular component (GO): mitochondrion
Molecular function (GO): L-aspartate:2-oxoglutarate transaminase activity
Source: RefSeq, a predicted model, not a curated record